CUUGGAAAAAGUUACGACAGAUUGUGGGUAGCUGUGAUCCUAGUAGCAUUGUGUACGUUCGACUGCUGAAAUAUAAUAUGUUUUGUGUUAAUUACGGUGUAAGAAAAAGUGUUAACGUGAAGGUAACUAACACCAUGAAACUUAGAAAAAUAAUUGGAUAAUAUUACAGAAGUUGGGCCCCUGAUAGUAUUUUUACUGCUAUUACUGCCAAUAAUCAAUGUAAGCGUCUUGCGUUGAUUCAACUGAAAGCAGAUGAUGCUCGGUGUGAACCGUGCCGAUUGUCAUUUGUCUUUUUCUCGAAGUGGGAAAGUACAAGUUUCUUGAUUUCAGUAUGUUAUUGCCGUGUUCUUAGAAGAAAGUUGAAUGUCAUCAGAAAUUGUUAUAGUGAAAGUGAUUGUUAUUUAGGAUUUUAUAAAUAGUUAAGGAGUUUUGGAAUACUUGUGCAGACACAGUUGCCUAUUGUAGGCCUUUGGAUACCCCGAAUUAUGCAGCGGCCCGAUAUUGUCUAGACUGAUCACUGAGAUUGAUGCAACAUCUGAGGUAUUGCAGUUGGCAUUUUCUUUGGUGGUAGUUUAUAUAAUUCACCAAGAUGUCUGUUAGAAGUGGACGCGUUGUUAAGACUGUUCGUACCCUCACAAGACCAGCGUUAGAAGCCCCUUGUUCAUAUUCUAGCUAUAAUUGCUCUCUGACAAGGUUAGAGGGAUUUGAGUACUGCAGUAGACACAUACUUGAAGAUAAGGGAGCACCAUUUCGUCAAUGUAAUUACAUCUUCACUAGCACAGGCAAAAGAUGUUUUCGUGCUGCUCCUACAAAUGAUAGAAAAGAAAGCAGGUAUUGCCCAGAACAUUCCCGGAAGUCUUUGGUUAUCAAGCAGAGGUCUGCAAGAAAGAUGUGUCCACGUGAAACUCCAGAGAGGUUGCUUACUCAGUUAAGUCACCAUCAGAUGGAUGUGCAUACAGCAGGACAAAAUGCCAUCCCUGAUCCAGCAAGUGUACCAGGAAUGGCAUCUGUUGCCUUAGAGUAUGCUAGUGAUACUGACAGUGACAGUGAGAUGGGCGCCUUACCAAAUGACACACUAGCACGCCGAGAAGCUGAUAGCGAGCUGGACUCUGCUGAUUCUGAUGCUGAUCCCCUGGAGCAUGCUCAAGUAUUCACUACAGAAGAAAUUACUCGCAUUUAUCUGGAAAAAUUGCAGAAGUUAAAGUCUUUGUAUGUGGGGGAAUAUAAGAGGCUUGCUCAUAUUUUACGAGAAGGCAGGAGAAAAUACGUUCAGGCUGUUCGUACAGAAAAGGAGUCAAUGUGUAGCAUUCAUUCGCAGCCAAAACCAACACCUGAAGAAAGAAUGGCUUAUGAACAGCUGAAGGCAAUGGCACGUUACCAGAAGCACAUAGGCACACACUCUCUCUUGUAUAGACAGCAAAUGGAAAGACGACUACAGGUAACUGAAGGUGUCAACUACAAACCUGGCCAUAGUGUAGGUUGUGUCAAGUGUGUGUAUAGUGAGGGAUCUUGGCGCUGCGGAGAGAAAUCUGUUCCCUUGUCCAAAUAUUGCUCAAAACACAUUUUACAUGAUCCUAAUCAAGUACUGUUUGUUGCUUGUGGCGUCAGCAAGGGUGGUGGCGAUGAGUGUAGAACACCUGUGGUUUGUACACCAAACAGCUCAACCUGUGUGUAUCAUACACCAAUACCUGACCCCUUG
This is a messenger RNA of Macrobrachium nipponense, 1699 nucleotides long. It is a transcript of the gene dgt1, whose product is annotated as KAT8 regulatory NSL complex subunit 2-like. The record is from RefSeq and is a predicted model, not a curated record. Lineage: Eukaryota; Metazoa; Arthropoda; Malacostraca; Decapoda; Palaemonidae. Gene Ontology annotation, cellular component: NSL complex.